GGUGUCUUUGAUGCUGCACAGUGAUUGUCUGAUUGAUAACAGCCAUUUUUUUUCUAUUUUGCAGUGCCAAUUUCAAUUUAUGUUCUUUCACUUCCAUUGCCAUAUCUACCAAAAGGUGUAAGCUUGAGCCCAUUUUUCCAUCUGGGAUCUGCGAUUCUCGUUGUGGGGCUCAUCCUGUACAAUACACCCUUACCUCGGAAGCCCGAGUCUGCUAUUCCUCCAAAGUCGGAACCUCUCCCGAAUCAAGACGACCGCGGGCAAAACUAUCUGGCGGCGUAUCACAAAAGUGUUUCAAGCUGAUUUGUGAGCUCAAUAGCACAUCAUAAAGUAAAUGAAUAAAAUUAGAACAAUCUAUAACCACAUUAUCAUAAGACAAUGAAUUUUAUUAUAAUUUUAUUUGACUUCAAAAAAUCUCCAUUAAAAAACAAAAUGAAUUAUUUGACUCGGAAUAAUUAAUUUGUUUUCUCAAAUCAUUUUAGCAAAGCACGUUUAACACCCAAAACAAAACAAAAAUAAGAACCAAAAGUAUUUACGAAGGUACCCUUAUUUUUUGUGUGAAGCUUGAUAUUUUCGUGCCCAAUAGUUGCACAUUUCCCACGUGGCAGAAUAAUACAUUCUUGGUAGUUGUACACUUGGUACUUGUAUUAAUGCCGCCAUUUCCCCAUUCUUCUUUCUUCUUUCUUCGUCUUCUUCCAUGGACCACCGCCUCGGAUCAGCUGCAACGGCAGCUUCUUCCGGCCAUUUGAUCGUCAACUCCGCCACCAAACCUUCUACCUCUACUCUUCUCUUUCAAUUUCAUCCCAAUUUUAAUAUUAAAACCCCUCCUCUAAAACUCUCCAUUUUCUCCAACCCUUCUUCAGCUAACCACUUCAAUAAGAUUUACUAUUACAACACUCCCUAUAGACUUCAGCUACGGCAUUUUCCUCCGAUCGCCGCCACUGACCAGACUUAUCCACCGCCGCGGCCGCCGCCGCCGCAGAAGCAGCAGCGGCCGUCCAAGUCCGAUGCCAAUAAAAGGAAGUUGUCCAUCGUCGUGUGCUCUGCAGUUACUGUAUCACUAGCCAUUGCAAAUCGCGUGCUUUACAAACUCGCCCUUGUUCCGAUGAAGGAAUUCCCCUUCUUUCUCGCUCAGCUCACCACUUUCGGGUAUGUUGCUAUAUACUUCUCUAUCCUUUUUAUGAGAUACAGAGCUGGUGUUGCUACCGAUGAAAUGCUGUCGUUUCCGAAAAUACCCUUUAUAAUCAUUGGUUUGCUAGAAGCUCUUGGAGUUGUUUCCGGGAUGUAUUCUGGAGCCAUGCUUCCCGGACCUGCUAUACCUAUACUAAAUCAGACAUUUUUGCUAUGGCAACUAGCUUUCUCUAUGUUGAUACUGGGAAGGACUUACUCUUUGAACCGAUUUGCUGGAUCAUUUCUUGUUGCUGCUGGAGUCGUAUUGGCAGUUACAAGUGGAUCAGAACAUGAUCAAUUACUCUCGGGUGUUGAAUUUGUGUGGCCUGCAAUGAUGAUAGCCUCGAGUGCAUUUCAAGCAGUUGCUUCUGUUCUCAAGGAAUCUGUUUUCCUUGAUGCUGCAACUCGCCUCAAGGGAAAGCUCAUAGACAUAUUUGUGGUCAAUUCCUUUGGAUCUGGAUUUCAGGCCCUUUUUGUGCUUCUAUUCCUGCCGUUUUUAUCAAACUUGAAGGGUAUACCGUUAUCCGAAUUCCCUUCAUACUUGAAAAGUGGGGCCGCGUGCUUUUUUAAUAUUGGAGCAAAUACAACAGGAUGUGAUGGGUCCCCAACGCUUCCACUCCUUUACAUAAUAACAAAUAUAGCUUUCAACAUAUCAGUACUCAAUCUCUUGAAAUAUUCAUCCGCCGUUGUUUCCUCCCUAGCUGUGAUGUCAUCAGUACCAAUUUCGAUCUAUAUACUUUCCCUUCCACUACCGUACCUUUCGGAAGGUGCCAACUUGAGCCCCUUCUUCGUCUUGGGUAGCGCGGUUCUUAUGGUGGGACUCAUUGUAUACAAUUUCUCAUGGCCUCUCAAGCAAGACUCAGAUAUCUCGUAAACUAGGGGAGUUAUUCAGAUCCUGCUUCUUUAUUUAUCUGCUUUCAGUUUCUGUUGGUUGUGAAGAAAAUAUCCGUCGAGGUUUCGUGGGGUGUUUUUUUUCUUUUCUUUUUUGCUGAGGUUUCAUGGUUAUCAAUAAAACGUUGAUCCAUCUUCGAGUUCAGCCUGAAUUUUGUGCAUUGGAUUAUCUCAUUCUCGAUUUUGUAGGUUAUAAAAUUUCUUUUUUUAUA
Messenger RNA from Erythranthe guttata (spotted monkey flower), 2270 nucleotides. Lineage: Eukaryota; Viridiplantae; Streptophyta; Magnoliopsida; Lamiales; Phrymaceae. The record is from RefSeq and is a predicted model, not a curated record.